Messenger RNA from Cicer arietinum (chickpea), 4778 nucleotides. RefSeq lists its product as uncharacterized. NCBI's taxonomy places the organism in Eukaryota, Viridiplantae, Streptophyta, Magnoliopsida, Fabales, Fabaceae. The record is from RefSeq and is a predicted model, not a curated record.
AGAGCGAAAGAGUUCUGCCGCUACAAAAAAUAAAAAUAAAUAAGGCUAUAUAAUCCGAAGGGUUCUGCCGCUAUACCACUUAAACCCUUGAGGUUGAGGUUGAGGUUCAGGAUUUAUGAAUGAAUAUGCCUAUGCACUGUUUACCAAUCCGAUCGUAAAUUAGGGUUUAGCUUAACCACUGAUUCUAAAUGGCGACGCCGACUUCUCUCAACGGCAACGUCAUCUUCAUCGACACUAACCUCGAUACUCACUUGGUCCUCACCGUCUCCGAUCACGACACCGUCUCCGACCUCAAAAAGAGAAUCGUAUCGGAGCACACUUCAUGCUUUCCCAAAGUUGGUCAGAUACAAAUUCAUGGGAUUAAGGUUAAGCGCAGGGGUUACUUUUAUCACUUAUCGGAUUCGAUGGUUGUAAGAACUGCCUUUAUUGGUUUCAAUAAGAACUGGUUUCUUAGUGUUGAUGUUUCUGCAUUGGGAGAAUGUAAACAGAAUGAUCAUUUGUUUUCCCAUGCAUCAAUUGACAUUGCAAAUAAUGAUUUAAUUGGUUCUCCUGAUAAUGCUAUCGUUUUACCAUCCAAUCAUCAGUUGCAAUUGUUGGAGAAUAAACAAGACGAGGGGGAAGGGAUUCCCGUUGUUAGGACUGAAGGUACUGAUAAAGAUGCGGUUACAAAUUUGGAGGCUGGUGUCAAAUCAUCUGGUAACCGGAGCCAUUUAAAUCAUGAAGUUCCAAGUUUUCAUAUGGAAUGCGAUGUAGAUGGAAUUGGUAAAGGAAAUAAGGAUUAUCUUAAUGAUUGUGAGGAAGAACUUUCUGUAUCUGUGCAGAGUGGGAAGAAGAAAAAACGGAAGAGUAAAAGGAAACGAGAAUAUGACACUGUGGGAGAUGAUAAAUCAAACGAAGAAAUCCCUUCUGUUCACCCAUGUGUUUCAGAGCUCACUGAAAAAAAUGCAGUGAAAAAUUUGGAGAUGGAUCCAAGUUUACCUAGUGCAAGGAAAAAGCAUAAGAGUAAAAGAGAAAAAGACGGCACUAUGGAAGGUGAUAACUCAAAAGAUAACAUUGCUUAUGUUAAUAAUCCUGUCGGUUGUCCAUCCGAAAGGGCAUCCAGCUUCAACAAUUUUCAAGGGCCUGAGAACAAAAACUAUGAAAAAGAAGAAAUCCCUAUUGAUUGCCCAUGUGUUUCAGAGCACACUGAAAAAGCUGUAAAAAAUUUGGAGAUGGUUCAAAAUUCAUACAUUGAAUGUGAUGUAGAUGGAUCCAACAAAGGCAUCAAGGAUGGCCAUAUUGUAUGUGAGGAAGGAACUUCUGAACCCACACCAAAGGCAAAGAAAAAGAAGCUUAAGAGUACAAGGAAAAAAGAGGAAACCGUGGGAGGUAAUAACUCCAAAGAUAACAUUGCUUCUGUCGAUAAUCCUCUUGGUUGUCCAUCCGAAAAGGCAUCCAGUUUCAACAAUUUGCAGGGGCCGCAAUUGGAGAACAAACCUGAUGAAAAAGAAGAAAUCCCUUUUGAUCGCCCAUGUGUACCAGAGCACACUGGCAAAGAAGCUGUCCUAAAUUCGGAGAUGGUUCCAAAUUCACGUAUUGAAUGUGAGGAAGGAACUUCUGAACCCACACCAAAGGCGAAGAAAAAUAAGCAUAAGAGUACAAGGAAAAAAGAAGACACUGUGGGAGGUAGUAACUCCAAAGAUAACAUUGCUUUUGUCGAUAGUCCAUCCAAAAAGGCGUCCAGUUUCAACAAUUUUCAGGGGCCUCAGUCGGAGAACAAACCUGAUAAAAAAGAAGAAAUCCCUUUUGAUCGCCUGUGUGUACCGGAGCACACUGAAAAAGAAGCUGUCAAAAAUUUGGAGAUGGUUCCAAAUUUGCGUUUUGAAUGUGUGGUAGAUGGAUCCAAUGAAGCCAUUAAGGAUGAUCGUGUUGUAAAUGAGGAAGGAACUUCUGGCUCUGCACCAAGGACAAAGAAAAAAAAGCACAAGAAUAAAAAAAAAAAAGAAGAAGACACUGUGGGAGAUAAUAACUCCAAAGAUAAUAUUGCUUCUGUUGAUAAUCCUCUCAGUUGUCCAUCCGAAAAGGCAUCCAGUUUCAACAAUUUUCAGGUGUCUCAAUCAGAGAACAAACUGGAUGAAAAAGAAGUCCCUUUUGAUUGCCCGCGUGUACCAGAGCACACUGAAAAAGAAGCUGUCAAAAAAUUGGAGAUGAUUCCAAAUUUGCAUAUUGAAUGUGAGGCAGAUGGAUCCAAUGAAGCCAUUAAAGAUGAUCAUAUUGUAUGUGAGGAAGGAACUUCUGAACCAGCCGCAGCAAAAAAAAAAAAGCAUAAGAGUAAAAGGAAAAAAAAAGACACUGUGGGAGGUGACAACUCAAAAGAAAAUGAUGCUUCUGUUGUUGUACCAGUUCAGCAGUAUAUUACAGUCCCAAUCAUCUCUUCAGAGAAUGCAGAUAAAGAAGUAACAAAGGGAACCGAAGUUCUAGAGGAGCAUUGGCACACUAAGAAUGAUGAUAAGGCUCUGUCAAUGAAAGAGGCUUCAGAACUCAGUCCUGCUGUGAAAAAAGAGCAUAAGAAAAGGAAGAGAUCUCUGGCUCAUGAUUCUAGAGAACCAUUGAACGUAGCGACAGAAUCUCAAAAGGAUCAAGCACAAAUGUCUGACGGAGCUCACGGCGAAAGGAAAGAAUCAAAUGAUCAGUCUGAACUUAAUAACUACAAAUCUGGGGACGAUGUUGUACACAAGAACAAUAAGACUGAAGACAUUUUAGAUACCAGGUCUCCUGCAAAGAAAAGGAAGAAGAGCAAAGAGAGAAGUAAAGAAAAAAUUUUGUCCGACAAAAAAUUGGUUAACGAUUUUGAUGUUGACAAUUCUUCUCACCACCUUUUGGAGGGCCAGCAGAAUAUCAAAAACAGGAAGGCCGACCAAUCAGCUGAACAUUUUAAUGAUGGUGAUCAAGAUGAGAAAGCAGAUCAUUUCAGCACUCAAAGAGAAGGUGUUCAGGAGGAAAUACCUGUAGAUCGCCCAUUAUCUAAAGAUAUCAUCAUGAACAAAAUGACUCCUGACAAAAUGGAGAUUGGAACAGAUGCAUGCAAAGAAAGCAUACAGUCUACAACAAAAGAAACAGGAAAUCAUAAGAACCAAAGUGACAUAGAAAUGGAAAUACAGCCUUCUGAUGUGAAUGAAACCAAAGAUCUGAUGGAGGAUAACGAGAAUGUCGUCCUUGGUCAUUGUCAUGAAAGUGAAGUUGGUCAAAUCGAGGGAGCCGAGGAAGGAGUAGAAGCAUCCCCACAAAAUGAUUCUAAGCUAAUGCCAUCAGAAAGGUGCACACGAUCCGAGUCUAACCAGGAUAAAACUAAUGCAAACAUUAGAGAAUUAAAGGCAACUUCAAAUGUCGUGGACGUGAAUGGAAUGAAGGAACCUCUAAAACCAGGGAAGGAAAAAAAAGGGAUAAAAAUAGUUAAGAAUAAAGGUGGAGGACAAACACUUCGAGAUGAUAAAGGCCUUGUCGAUGCUUCUGAGAGUGAAACAUUUAUUGCCAAGUCUCUUCAAGCAACUGUUUGUGAUCCUAUGCCAGGAAAUGCCGAGACACCGAGAAGUCCUUUAAAUCAAACAGAAGGGAAAGUCAUGCAGCAGGAGGAAAUGCAAGGGACUGUUCUUUCUGGGGCUGAUAUGGAAGGUCAUUUUAGCAUGGACAAUUCUGAUUCCUUGGAACAAGCUAAAACAAAAUCUAAUGCUGAAAAUGUGGGUAAGAGACCGAAAAAUAAAUCAAACAGCAAACAAGCUUCUUCCUCAAAGGACACAUCAGAUAUGGUAACAAACGGUCAUGUUUUUGAUAGCAAGAAACGUGAUGUACAUAGGAUUGAUAAGGCACCAAAUGCACUCAAGACUGGAAAAUUGUCUAGUCAGUCUGAAAGUGCCAUGUCCUCAAUUGAUGAAAAUAGAAAAUCUCGUGACAAUGCUUCUGGAAGAAUGGAUGUGGAAAAACAAAGAGAUCGCACUCCUAUUUCAAACUCAAAGCUGGAAGGUUUCAACCAAAUUGUUCAAAAUAGUAGAGCUAGAAAAACUUCUAGGAAUCAUGUCAUUGGAGUUAAUAACACGCAGCAGAAGAAGAGCUUGUUAGAGGGAGCAAUUUUCAAGGAUGAUAGUAGCAGUGCCUCUGAAGAUGAAGAUGAAGACCAGGUUGAUAAUUCGGAUGCCAGCACUAGAACUCCAUCUAUUAAUUCACUCGCAUCUGAUUUUCUAGACGGGUAUGACAGUCCAGGUCUGGAUUCACAGCAAAACGGUUCUCACGAUGGGAAAAGCCUGGAAAAUAGCAAGGGAAGCUCCUUAAAAGCAAGUUUGUCAGACACAAAAGGAAUGUCAAUUGAUUGUGUUCUUAGAAGCUCAAGCAGGUAUAAGAAAGCCAAAAUUAUAGCCUCUCAGUUGGAUGAAUCUGAAAGUCAGCCGGAUUUUGUUCCAGACAGCUUUGCUGAUAUGUAAUCACAAGUUCCAGCAGGAUUAAAGGAACAGGUAACCUUGCUGAGAUGUAAUCACAAGUUUCAGCAGAAAAGGAACAGCAUUGUGGUAUUUUUGUUCUCCUCUUUAGCUGGUGUCUAGCUGUUGUCUCAUUUUUGUUGCUUAGGCGGGUUUAGGCCAUCUUACCUUCUUUCCAAACAGAUAGCUGAUUCUCUUUUAAGUGUUUGCGGAUCAUGUGGUGGUUUAUGUCAUAAGUCGAAUUCAUUAAAUUAUAACAUUAUGGUAUAUUAUACCAUAGAUAUAUAAACAAAGUGCGUUAAUCAACCAUUACGUUGCUUGGCUAUGUAA